Molecule: messenger RNA, 397 nt
Organism: Paralichthys olivaceus (Japanese flounder)
Lineage: Eukaryota; Metazoa; Chordata; Actinopteri; Pleuronectiformes; Paralichthyidae
Source: RefSeq, a predicted model, not a curated record
UUGCAGGAUUCCUCCCAACAUCAGAGACAUCGUGUACUGCACCGGCGUCAGUCUGAUGGACGAGGACGUGUGGGAGUUCAUCUGGAUGAAGUUCCACUCGACCAGCGCCGUUUCAGAGAAGAAGAUCCUGCUGGAGGCUCUGACCUGCUCCGACAACACUUUCCUCCUCAAUAGGUUACUGAACCUGUCUCUGACCUCCGACCUGGUGCCGGAGCAGGACGUGAUCGACGUCAUCAUCCACGUGGGCAGAAACCCUCAGGGUCGAAACCUGGCCUGGAAGUACUUCAGAGAAAAGUGGGACGUCCUGAACGCUCGUUACGGUGAAGCGUUGUUCAUGAAUUCGAAUCUCAUCAGUGGAGUCACAGAGUUCCUGAACACCGAGAAAGAACUGAACGAG